CGUGGUGGGCUCACUAAUGAAGUAGUCUGCUAACUAGUGAGGGUUUAAUUGGCCUGUUGGGAUCGUUCAAUCCCUCGUGAAUCCUAAUGUAUGUGUAUCUCUGGUGGAAUCUCGCCGGCUCCUCGUGGUAUCUCUUCCGUCUCCAGCAGGACGGGAUGGAGCUGAUGUGGUGUUGGGUUGAUAUAUAUAUGUGGAAACGAUGGUGAUGAGGCUAUGAGGUCACUGAGACGUCACUGAGAGCAGCUUCAUAAAUACUGAGAAGUUCUGAAGCGCUUCUAACUCUGGAUUGUCCAGUGAUCAGCUGACUCACGGCCGCUCAGCGCAUGGCGUCGUCUCCGCUCUACAUCGCCGUGUACCUCUUUCUGGUUCUGCUGGGGAACGUGGGGAACACCACCGUCAUCGCAGUGGUCGGGGAAAGCCUUCUGAGGGAGACGGGAGCCGUCCGAAGCUCUGACCUGAUUCUGGUCAACAUGGCUUUCUCCAACCUGAUGGUGUCGUUGGCGAGAAACUCUCUCCUGGUGAUCUCUGACAUGGGAAUGGAGGUUUUUCUCAGUAGAAACUGGUGUCGCUUCAUGAUGGGCGUUUGGGUUUGGCUGCGCUCUGCAAAUGUUUGGUCGACGUUCUUUCUAAGCGCCUUUCAUUUUCAAACAUUGCGUCGGGUCGCCCCGCCCAUCACCAACGUGCACGGCCACCCCGGACCCCCCAAACCCCUCAUAUUUGGGCUGUGCCUCAUCUGGAGUCUCAAUCUGAUCUACUCCAUCCCAGCGUUUGUGUUCUCCAGGAACGGAGACAAGAACUCCACCGAGACGCUGAUGUUGGUGAGCAGCACCACUCGCCCCCUGCUUGGCUGUAUUUGGGACUUCCCAUCAGUCUACAGCGGCCUGGCCUUCGCCACCUCCUCCAUGCUGAUCCACGAAUGCCUUCCCAUCUGCCUGAUGAGUGUCACCAAUCUGGGCUCGCUGCUGACGCUGUACGCUCACGGACAAACACGACGAGCCGCCAACAAGAGUCCGGACGUGCCGGUCAUCACCCGGAUCCCUGCGGAGCGACGGGCGGCUAAGGUGAUUCUGGCUCUGAAUAUUCUCUUUAUUUUGUCGUGGGGCGGCAGUGUCAUCUCUGUCAACUACUUCAACUAUAACCGCAGAUCUUCCCGCUCUUCCACGGAGUUCCUGCUCAUCGUGGCUCGCAUCACUAACAUCACCUUCAUCGCGCUGUCGCCCGUCGUCCUCGCCGUGGGACACAGGAAGCUCAGAGCGUUUCUGAAGUCAGUUCUGUCGCGUGUAAUCUGACAGAAAACCUCUCGCUCCAUUUGGACAGACAAACUACAGAUAUCAUGUCAUUUCCUGCAUCAUAAUAGCCUGUAUCUUUGUGUCGCAUUAUUUAUUUUUAAUAAAGUUGCAUGUAUUUACUCAAGAACGAAGAAUUAGGGUUGUGUGCCUUUCAAAAUGC
This is a messenger RNA of Carassius gibelio (silver crucian carp), 1449 nucleotides long. Its product is annotated as olfactory receptor class A-like protein 4. Gene Ontology annotation, molecular function: G protein-coupled receptor activity. Lineage: Eukaryota; Metazoa; Chordata; Actinopteri; Cypriniformes; Cyprinidae. The coding region runs from base 324 to 1289 and encodes 321 amino acids. The record is from RefSeq and is a predicted model, not a curated record. The transcript is spliced from 4 exons. Gene Ontology annotation, biological process: sensory perception of taste; G protein-coupled receptor signaling pathway. Gene Ontology annotation, cellular component: membrane.